Messenger RNA from Protobothrops mucrosquamatus (brown spotted pit viper), 2338 nucleotides. RefSeq names its product major histocompatibility complex class I-related gene protein-like. The record is from RefSeq and is a predicted model, not a curated record. NCBI's taxonomy places the organism in Eukaryota, Metazoa, Chordata, Lepidosauria, Squamata, Viperidae. The transcript is spliced from 7 exons. Gene Ontology annotation, biological process: immune response. Bases 27 to 1073 code for a protein of 348 amino acids. Gene Ontology annotation, cellular component: external side of plasma membrane.
CAUUGCGCAUUUUCUACACGCUGUUCAUGGGCUCCAGCCAGGAUGGGGUCCAGUACAUUAUGGUGGCAUAUGUGGACGACCAGCUGGCUGCACGCUUUGACCCCCCCUCCAGAAAAAUGCUGCCCCAAGUGCCCUGGCUUCUUAAUCUGAGUGAGGAAGACUCCCGUCUCUGGGAAUCCCUAUCUUGGGUAGUGAACACCACGGAGCGGGGGUUGAAGAAUGAACUCACCAUCCUGUACAACUAUCACAACUCCAGCAAAGGGUUCCACAGUUGGCAGAACCUGAUUCGCUGCGAGCUGAGCGACAAAGGCCACAAGGGGGGCGUUUAUCAGUAUGGCUACGAUGGGAAGGACUUCAUCAGCCUGGACCAGGAGACUCUCACCUGGAUCGCGUGGGAUGUCCACGCUCAGGUGACCAAGAGGAGAUGGGAAAACGAGCGUUUGAUCACUCAGAUCAAGAAUCACUGUUUGGAGAAAAAAUGCAUCGAGCUGCUCCAGAAGUGCGUGACGUACGGAAAGGAAUCCCUGCUGAGGAAAGAGGCCCCGGUGGCGAAAGUAACUCGCAGGAUCCAGGACAAGGGCCAGGAGACCCUCGUCUGCCGAGUCUAUGGCUUUUAUCCCAAAGAAGCGAACGUCACCUGGAGGAAGGACGGAGAAGUCAGGGAGAAGGGCACCUUCUGGGGUGGUGUUCUUCCAAACUCAGACGGAACCUACCAUACCUGGCUGAGCAUCCAGGUUAACCCGAAAGAGAGGGACCAUUAUCGGUGCUAUGUGGUACAUGCUGGACUAACAGAGCCUCUGAUCGUGGCCUGGGAGAAACCUGUCGAUGUGUGGUUCGUGGUCAAAGUCGUGGGGGCUGUGGUCGUAGUCGUGGGGGCUGUGGUCGCAGUGAUUUGCUACAUCCCCAAAUGUGUUGGAGACGCAGGCGGAGAAGUCGCGACCACCAGCCAGGAUUUUGAAAUGCCUACCAUGACACAAGACCUGGUCCAGAGGCAGUGGAAGAAAAAGAUGGAGGAUGUUCAAAGAAUUCCAGUGGAGGCUGGGCCAUUAAGAUCUUUAUCGGAUCCUUACUGACUACACCUUAAACUUUACUAAGUCCUGUGGCUUGUUUGCAAGCCAAGAUUUCAUCAAGUUUCUAUUUUUACACCUGCGGAGUGCAAACGCUAUGAAAUUACAGUUGUACUUUGGUAUCAUCGUUAAUAGGUUCCGGGAGAUGUGAUGAGUCCCAAAAACAAUGAAUACCCAACAAAAUUUUCCCAUAAGGAAUAUUGUAGUGAGUCACAAGGCACUUAACACAGAAAUAUUUGUGUGUGUCGAGUAUCAAACAAAGAGAACUGGGAGAAAAUGUUCAGGUCAAAGUGUGUUGAGUACCAAAUUCAAUGGGUUUCAAAGCAGUUGAGUACCAAGGUACCGGUGUACCUUUAAGAGUUUCACGAUUGCUUAUAGAUAGGUUCUGGAGUACAUACACCAGACACAUCACCAGAAGACAAAAUCAUAAAACUGUAUCUCAUUUACUUUGGUCAUGUCAUGCUGGUGAAUUCAUUGGAGAAAGCAGUUACGUUUGGAAGAGUUAGCAGUAAAAGGAAACCAGGUUGCCAAAGAACACAGUGGCUGGACAGUGUCAAAGCUGACACCAGCCAGAGCAUAGAACAACUCAAAGAAUUAAUGUAAGAUCAGAAGAUGUGGAAAGACCUUGCCCAUAGAAUCACCAAGAGUUGGACGCAGCUGAAUGGAUAACAUCAUCAUAGACUGGUUUCCAGUGACUGCAGUUGUUUUGCGUGGACUAAUUGGCUAGAUUGUUAUCCCAGUGGGCCACAGUUUGCUACUUGUUACAGGAGGUUUCCCCUCCCACUGACUGUCUCAUUGAUUGUUGGCCACCAAAGAAUAGAAGUAAAAAAUGAAAAACAAAAACCCUACGCCAUAUUUGCGUUUUUGAGUAUUUACACUGAUCUUUAAUGUAUUUUUGAAUGUUUGCAUGUACAUGGGGCACUGAAAAAAGAACACACGGAACUGUAAUUUUGACUGGCUGAUAAAUUGACUAUAACAUCAUCAUAGAGUAGUUUCCAGUGACUGCAGUUGUGUUGCGUGGACUAAUUGGCUAGAUUGUUAUCCCAGUGGGUCACAGUUUGCUACUUGUUACAGGAGGUUUCCCCUCCCACUGACUGUCUCAUUGAUUGUUGGCCACCAAAGAAUAGAAGUAAAAAAAUGAAAAACAAAAACCCUAUGCCAUAUUUGUGUUUUUGAAUAUUUACACUGAUCUUUAAUGUAUUUUUGAAUGUUUGCAUGUACAUGGGGCACUGAAAAAAGAACACACUGAACUGUAAUUUUGACUGACUGAU